GAAACAAAUGCGAAGCCGGCUAAUUUAAUCUCUCUUUUCUCUCUCUCACACACACACUAAUUCAUUUUAUUUUAUUUUAUCUCACCUUUUUUAAUCGUAUUUUAAUUUUGUCCAGAUUGCUUUUUCAUUGAUUUCCAUUUUCAUCUCUCUACACAAACCUGACCUCUUCUCUGCUGUUUGUUGGGAUUCCAAUCUCUUCUCUCUCAAGUCUCACCACAUUCCAAAUGCUGCCGGACCUCCAAUUUUCUCCUUUCCGCCGGCACUAAAACAGAAGAAACAACUAGCUUAUCUACGCCAUUGACGGAAAAGGGGGGGAAAAUGCCGGAAAACAGAGUGAAGGAGCCAAGCGAUGACGACGGCAGUCUAGAGAGAGAAAAUCAGAAAUCAAUCGACGCCGCGAUAACGACGACCACGACGCCGAGGUCAGUGCUCAUCAUUCCGCGGAGCAAGUCUCAGGCGACGAGCCGCCGCGUGGCGCCGACUUCUUCAAUCGAAGACGCUGCUGGCUCAGAUAGGGUUACGGAGAAGCGGCUCCCGAACGGAGAUCUGUACAUCGGGACAUUCUCGAACAACAGUCCGCACGGAUCGGGGAAGUAUCUGUGGGAGGACGGGUGCAUGUACGAGGGCGAGUGGAAGAAGGGGAAGGCGAGCGGGAAGGGGAAAUUCUCGUGGCCAUCCGGCGCUACUUUCCAAGGGGAGUUCAAAUCGGGCCGGAUGGAAGGAACGGGCACGUUUAUCGGGCCGGACGGGGAUAUGUACCGAGGCUCGUGGUGUGGGGAUCGGAAGCACGGCUAUGGAGUGAAGCAUUACAGCAAUGGCGAUUACUACGAGGGGCAGUGGAAGAGGAAUUCGCAGGACGGGCAGGGGAGGUACCUCUGGAGCAACGGGAAUGAAUACAUCGGUGAAUGGAGAAACGGAAUUAUUCACGGAAGAGGCGUUUUGGUCUGGAACAACCGGAAUCGAUUCGAUGGAAAUUGGGAGAACGGCGUCCCCAAAGGGCAGGGGGUUUUCACUUGGCCGGACGGGAGCUGUUACAUCGGGAGCUGGGCGAAUGAUUUGUGCUGGAGCAAUAACACUGCGCAGAUAUUGAACGGCACAUUUUAUCCUGCACACACCGUGAGAAGCGCCGGCGGCGGGGAUGAGGGGUGUUUUAGCCAAAAACUGUCGGCGCCGGUGGGGGAGGAGGGCGUUGUUGCGGUGGCUGGUGGUGGGAAGAAGCGGGCGUCGGUGGACGGAGGGGCGGCGGAGAGGGUUUUUCCGAGGAUUUGCAUUUGGGAGUCGGAUGGGGAAGCUGGGGAUAUUACUUGUGACAUUGUUGAUAAUGUCGUCUUCAAUCAGGAUGGGAUUAAGCAGUUUAGGAGGAACCCUUGUUGCUUUAGCGGCGGCGAGGCGAAGAAGCCGGGAGAGACGAUUUCAAAAGGGCAUAAGAAUUACGAGCUCAUGCUCAAUCUCCAGCUCGGGAUAAGGCAUUCUGUAGGGAAGCAUGCUUCUAACUUGCGCGAGCUCAAGCUGAGUGAUUUUGAUGCUAAGGAGAAAUUCUGGACUAGGUUUCCUUCGGAAGGGUCGAAAAUCACGCCGCCGCAUCAGUCCGCUGAGUUCCGGUGGAAGGAUUAUAAUCCUGUGGUGUUUAGACAUUUAAGGCAGCUAUUUCAAAUAGAUCCUGCGGAUUACAUGUUAGCCAUUUGUGGAAACGAGGCGUUGAGGGAGCUUUCGUCUCCCGGGAAGAGUGGGAGUUUGUUUUACCUAACACAGGAUGAUCGUUUCAUGAUCAAAACUGUGAAGAAAUCAGAAGCCAAGGUGCUUAUAAAGAUGCUUCCUAGUUACUAUCACCACGUCUAUCGCUACGAAAACUCGCUGGUGACCAAGUUCUAUGGAGUUCAUUGUGUGAAACCAGUGGGUGGUGUCAAGACACGUUUCAUUGUGAUGGGGAAUUUGUUCUGCUCAGAGUAUCGAAUCCAUAGAAGAUUCGAUUUGAAAGGAUCCUCCCAUGGCCGCACGACUGAUAAGCUUAAGGGAGAUAUUGAUGAGACCACAACCUUGAAAGACCUUGACCUUGAUUAUGUAUUUAGGCUGCAUACAAAUUGGUAUCAAGAUCUUAUCAAACAAAUUGAUCGCGACUGUGAAUUCCUGGAGACAGAACGAAUAAUGGAUUACAGCCUCUUAGUUGGCCUUCAUUUUCGUGAUGUUAGCACUGGCGACAAGAUUGGUUUAUCGCCAUUUCUUCUGCGCACAGGGAAGAGUGAUUCAUACAAGAACGAAAAGUUCAUGCGUGGCUGUCGUUUCCUUGAAGCCGAACUGCAAGACAUGGACCGGGUCCUAUCUGGCAGGAAGCCAUUGAUCAGGCUAGGGGCCAACAUGCCGGCACGAGCCGAGCGAGCGGCUCGAAGGAGUGUGGACCAAUGCACACCGGGAGGCUUGAGCAGCCUGAAAUCCUCACGCAGUGGUGAAAUCUAUGAAGUGGUCCUCUACUUUGGCAUCAUAGACAUUUUACAAGACUAUGAUAUUACCAAGAAGCUCGAACACGCCUACAAAUCGUUGCAAGUUGACCCCGCCUCAAUCUCAGCAGUCGAUCCCAAGCUCUACUCGAAGAGAUUCCGCGAUUUUGUUGGGAGAAUAUUCCUUGAGGAUAGAUGAGAGCACGCACGAAAGCUCCUACAUCGAAUCAUGGCUGCAAGAGCAAUGCCUGCCUCGGGAGGCACUCGUGGGUGGGGAGGGUUCAGAUUCUUGAACCGGACUGAGUUUUUUGUGGAGCCAGGCUGUUGAUGGAAGUAAGUUAUAAGACUAUAGUAGUGGAGUACUCCAUGAGAUUUUGUACAUGGAAUUGGUGGGUUGGUUAGGGUGAAAAAAUUGGUUGUGGGGUAUUUUCUUUUUGAGCCAUUUUUGGUAUGUGCACCAAGAAGAUUUGAAAGAGAGGCAUAGGGAAAGGAGCUAGCUCAACUGUUUCCCCAACAAAAAAAGAUUCAAAAUAUUGGUGGAGGGAUUUCAAUAAUGAAGUGUACAGAUUACAGGGGAAAAAGUGUUACAUAUUUUAUUUAUUUUUUGUUGAAAUAUCUCAUUUCUUUGAUAUAAAAAGCCCUUUACCCCACACUAAGAAGAAGGGUUGUUUGCUUGUGUAAACACAUGAAAAGAAGAGAAAGCAAGGUGAAAAGAAGUGCUUGGUGUUU
Messenger RNA from Salvia hispanica, 3164 nucleotides. Its product is annotated as phosphatidylinositol 4-phosphate 5-kinase 1-like. Gene Ontology annotation, molecular function: 1-phosphatidylinositol-4-phosphate 5-kinase activity; ATP binding. Gene Ontology annotation, biological process: phosphatidylinositol phosphate biosynthetic process. Lineage: Eukaryota; Viridiplantae; Streptophyta; Magnoliopsida; Lamiales; Lamiaceae. Gene Ontology annotation, cellular component: plasma membrane. The record is from RefSeq and is a predicted model, not a curated record.